UCCACACUGCUCCUUUAGCCUAAUACUUGAUGAUGGAAGAUCCAAAGAAACAGUUGAACCAGGUAGAAAGACCCAUCAAAGCCAAAUAAUUCAGCUAACACGUUUUGUAACCAGUGUGUUUCUCAGAAGCAAUAAGAUUAUGUGGAUCAGCUGGUGUGCUUUGUGUUUGGUGAAAAGAAGCUUAUUUAAAUGAAGAGAGCCAGGAAAUCUGUGUCUCAGUCCAGAAGGAAGAUGGGUUCCCCAGAAGACCCUGACUAUCCUCAAAUCAUUGUGCAAUACAGCAAUGGAUUUUUAAUCUCAAAGGUUAUGUUCACUGCCUGUGAGCUGGGGGUGUUUGAUCUUCUUCUGGAGUCAGGAAAGCCUCUGUCUUCAGAUGCCAUUGCUGCAGGUGUGGGUGCCAGCACCAUGGGGAUGAAAAGAUUGCUGGAUGCCUGUGUGGGAUUGAAGCUCUUGGCAGUAGAGAUGACACAAGAAGGAGCCCUCUACAGAAACACAGAAAUUUCCAAUGUCUACCUUACAAAAUCAAGUCCAAAGUCUCAGUAUCAUAUUAUGAUGUAUUAUUCCAACACAGUCUACUUGUGCUGGCAGUACCUGGCUGAUGCUGUGAGAGAAGGAAGAAACCAAUAUGAAAGAGCUUUUGGUGUUUCAUCUAAAGACCCUUUUGGAGCAAUGUACAGAUCAGAUGAAGAAAUGUUAAAAUUCAUGGCUGGCCAGAACUCAGUAUGGAGUAUAUGUGGCAGAGAUGUUCUUGCUGCAUUUGACCUUUCCCCUUUCACGCAGAUCUAUGACCUGGGAGGAGGUGGAGGAGCUUUGGCCCAAGAGUGUGUUUCUUUAUAUCCAAAUUCUACCGUCACAAUUUAUGACCUGCCCAAAGUUGUGCAGGUGGCCAAAGAACAGUUUGUUUCCCCUGAGGAGCGUCAGAUCACUUUCCAUGAAGGAGACUUCUUUAAUGAUGCAAUACCUGAAGCUGAACUCUAUAUUUUAUCCAAGAUACUGCAUGAUUGGGAUGAUGACAAAUGCAAACAACUGCUGGCAAAAGUCUACAAAGCUUGCAAACCUGGUGGUGGAGUACUGCUGGUUGAAUCCCUUCUGAAUGAAGAUAAAAGUGGGCCUGUAGAAACCCAGCUAUAUUCAAUGAAUAUGUUGGUCCAGACAGAAGGGAAAGAGCGAACAGCAGCAGAGUACAGCAAGCUCCUGGAGGCAGCUGGCUUUGGAGUGAUUCAAGUAAAGAGGACUGGAAAACUCUAUGAUGCUAUGUUAGGAAGGAAACAGUAGUACGUGUUUUAUGUAUGUAACAAAACAGAAAAGGUUGAGAAAUGUGCUAUUUUCUUCUUAGUGGGCAAUGAUCAGCUUAGCUUUUAGUUAAGGCUGCCAACUUUUUUGUAAGCUGAUACAUUGUCAAAAGACUCACUAAUAACAGAUCUUCAACAUGCAUGUAUUACAAAUGUAGAAGCCUGGCUUGGCUUGACUUUGGAUCUGGGAGGAAAAGAAAGAAAUCAGCACCUGUUCCACAAGAAACAAUCCACAGAAGAAAUGUGUAAUGUGUCUGCUUCAGCUUGUAUCUGUCUUUCUGA
Molecule: messenger RNA, 1574 nt
Organism: Pyrgilauda ruficollis (rufous-necked snowfinch)
Lineage: Eukaryota; Metazoa; Chordata; Aves; Passeriformes; Passeridae
Gene: ASMT
Product: acetylserotonin O-methyltransferase
Exons: 8
Coding region: 190-1275 (361 amino acids)
Biological process (GO): melatonin biosynthetic process; methylation
Molecular function (GO): acetylserotonin O-methyltransferase activity
Source: RefSeq, a predicted model, not a curated record